Molecule: messenger RNA, 3062 nt
Organism: Diospyros lotus (date-plum)
Lineage: Eukaryota; Viridiplantae; Streptophyta; Magnoliopsida; Ericales; Ebenaceae
Exons: 3
Coding region: 710-2668 (652 amino acids)
Cellular component (GO): cytoplasm
Molecular function (GO): protein binding
Source: RefSeq, a predicted model, not a curated record
GGUCUCUCUCUCUCUCUCUCUAUCUAAAAACUUCUUUCCACUCUGAUCUGACUGUUUUAUUUAUUUCCAACUUUUGUGUGUUGUUAUCUGUCUAAAGGUAAAAAUAUGGAACCUCUGCUCGUCUUCCUCCCACUUCAAUCUUCCUCCCAAAUUAACCCUUGCCUUUAUUAUUCCUCUCUCUUCCUCUUGCACUCCACACCUGGAGGAGGGAAGAGGCAGAGAGGGGGUGGGGUUCAAUGCUGACCGAGUCCCUUUGGCUUCAAUCUUGCCCUGCCUGAGGGGUCACAAAAGUAGAAGAAGGAAGAGGAAGAGGUGAGAUUUUAUUGAUCCUUUUGGAUCUUUUGCUUUUGGGCCCCUUUCAAGUUUGCCUGCCUUUGUUUGUGAUACCAGUAACUGGCUGCUCCGUGUUGUAAUUCAAAAUGGGUCUGAUUCAGCUGUGGAAGAGACUGGGACUUUUCAGUUUUGUGAAAAAUUAUGAUCUGGGUCUUUUUGCAUGGUUAAAUUAAGUAUUGCAAACGGAUGAGCUUGGUGUUGCUUGGAACUUGGAACCUACACUAAUUGUUUAUAUUGGGAUUUGAAUUGGUUGUCUUGUUCUUUCAUCGUAUUAUUUUGGGAAAAGGUUGUUUUAUUUGUUCUAUUCCUGCUGGUAGUUUUGAAUGGUUGGAGUUUGGGUCUACUAGUCUGGGUUGGGCCUGCAUACUCCUGAGACAUGGCAAGUAUUGAUGUUUCUAAGUAUGCUCAUAGUCCUGCGCACAGAGCUAUAGCAAUGAAAGACUAUGCCAGUCUCAGGAAGAUACUGGCAGGCCUCCCACGGUUUUGUGAUCCAGCUGAGGUUCGCACUGAAUCGGUUUCACUGACAGAGGAACAGAAAGCUGAUGCCAUCUCUUCCGUCAUUGAUAGGCGUGAUGUCCCUAACCGUGAUACCCCACUUCACUUGGCUGUGAAGCUUGGUGAUGAGACUGCAGCUGAGAUGCUUAUGGAUGCUGCUGCAGACUGGAGCUUGCAAAAUGAACAGGGGUGGAGUGCACUCCAGGAAGCUAUAUGUAACAGGGAAGAAGGGAUUGCCAGAAUUAUAGUGAGGCACUACCAGCCAUUGGCUUGGGCAAAAUGGUGUAGAAGGUUGCCACGGUUAAUUGGGACAAUGAGGAGAAUGCGAGAUUUCUACAUGGAAAUAACAUUCCAUUUUGAAAGCACUGUUAUUCCUUUUAUAUCAAGGAUUGCGCCAUCUGAUACUUACAAAAUUUGGAAAAGAGGUGCAAAUUUGAGGGCUGAUAUGACUUUAGCUGGUUUUGAUGGUUUUAGAAUACAGCGCUCUGAUCAGAGUAUUGUUUUUCUUGGUGAUGGGUCUGAGGAUGGGAAGGUUCCUCCUGGGUCACUUUGCAUGAUCUCACACAAAGAUGAAGAAGUGAUGAAUGCUCUCGAUGGUGCUGGUGCCCCGGCAAGUGAGGCAGAGGUGCAGCAAGAAGUUGCAGCAAUGUCUCAGACAAAUAUAAUCAGGCCCGGCAUUGAUGUGACUGAAGCAGUUCUUUUGCCGCAGCUGACAUGGAGGCGACAGGAGAAAACUGAGAUGGUGGGUCCUUGGAGAGCUAAAGUAUAUGAUAUGCACAAUGUUGUUGUCAGCAUUAAAUCCAGGAAGGUCCCAGGGGCCAUGACAGAUGAUGAGUUCGUCUCAUCUUGCAAUGAAAAUGAAACUGAAACUGAAACUGAAGGGCUUGAUGAUAUUCUGACGGAGGAGGAAAGAAGGCAACUUGAAGUGGCACUUAAGUUGGAUUCUUCAGAUAUAAGCAAUGAGAAUGGCGAUGUGGUUAUUCCACACCGGCAUAGUUGUUAUGAGCAAAGGGAGCUUCCUGUUGGGGACUCGAGUAGUUGUAGAAAUGGAGAGAUCAAGCAGGAAAAGAAAGGAUGGUUUGGAGGUUGGAGGAAACGGGACACUAAGCAUGACGAGCAGAAGAGAAUUGCCCCUCCAAGAAGUUCACUCUGUGUAGAAGAGAAGGUUAGUGAUCUCCUUGGAGAUUCUCCAGCAGAAAGUCAGAACAAACCAGGAAGGCAUUCUGUGGAGAUUGCUGUGAGGGGGGAUGAGCACCGUAGAGGAAAGGAUGCGAAAACAUCUUUAUCUAUGAAUUCUGAGAUUCGUCGUAAGGAAGGAAGCCGUGAAAAUGAAUAUAAGAAAGGCUUGAGACCUGUCCUCUGGCUGUCUCCAAAUUUUCCAUUACGAACUGAAGAACUCCUGCCAUUGCUUGACAUUCUGGCAAACAAAGUUAAGGCCAUACGACGUUUAAGAGAAUUACUUACAACAAAACUUCCUGUAGGGACUUUUCCAGUUAAGGUUGCUAUUCCAGUGGUUCCUACUAUCAGAGUUUUGGUUACAUUUACAAAGUUUGAAGAGUUACAGCCUGUGGAUGAGUUCUCAACCCCUCCUUCAAGCCCGACUGCUGCUGGUCGAGAGAGCCCUGCAGUAAUGCAGUCCUCAAGUUCAUCAUGGUUUCAGUGGAUAAAAGCUCCUUACCAAAGACCAAAUUCUUAUGCUGGUUGUACAAGCAGUAGGAUAGAGAACAUUGAAGAUCCAUUUGCAAUUCCUCCAGAUUACACAUGGAUUACAGCUGAAGCAAAGAAAAAGAAGAUGCAGGAGAAGAAUAAAUCAAAGAAAGGAAGAAGUCAGAAUCAGUAGCAAGGAUGCCGUUUUUGGGAUGCUUCCUCGUGAAGAGUAUUUGUGUCUCAUUAGAGUGACAUUGAUACGUACCGCGUGAGGAUACUUGUUCCACAAGUCAACAAAUCUGCAUGGUGUAAGAACAGUAGGGGGCCACGCUUCCAUAUACAGUAAAGCAGUGAUCCCCCUUUUAGGGUGAAAAUAUGGUGAAUUAUUGUGGGGGUAUAAAAAGUUGAAAAUGUGAUUCUUGCAAAUGCUUGUAACCAAUAUGGAACAAUUGUUUGGGUUCUGGUGAUGCUUACACCAUCUACAUCAUUUGAUUGCUUCUUUUUUUGUGUAUUCUUCUGACUUCUUCCCCAGUAAUCACUGAUGUAAUGACAAGGUUUCUUCACUGCUAAAAUGCAUUGCCCAUUCA